Molecule: messenger RNA, 4029 nt
Organism: Protopterus annectens (West African lungfish)
Lineage: Eukaryota; Metazoa; Chordata; Ceratodontiformes; Protopteridae
Gene: ANKS1A
Product: ankyrin repeat and sterile alpha motif domain containing 1A
Exons: 27
Coding region: 292-4029 (1245 amino acids)
Cellular component (GO): cytosol
Molecular function (GO): protein binding
Source: RefSeq, a predicted model, not a curated record
GACGCCCAUUGGUAUUCAGGUGCUCUGGGUUAGUAAGUUGGAUGUUUUCUACUGUGACUCGCGGAAGCGAUUAGAGGUGUGCACUGCUUGAAAGUUUUUCCUGCCUUCUCUGCUUCAAGUGAUGUGUUAUAAUUUCUGAGGAGAUCUGGAACGACAUGGUUUAACUGUCUUUAUCUGUUUUCGAUCCUGUGGAAACCAGUGCAGGGUGCCGUCCGGGCCUCCGUGCCCCCUUCCCGGGGGACCGACGGUGGGUCGGAGCGGCAGCCCCCCCUUCCCCGUUAGUGAAUCAUAAUGGGAAAAGAGCAGGAGCUUUUAGAGGCGGCCAGGACCGGCAAUCUCCCUGCCGUAGAAAAGCUGUUGUCAUCCAAACGAUUAUCUUCAGGAUUUGGAGGUACGGCCGGUGGGCACGGAGGAGGAGGAGUUGGUUUGGGGAGCAGCAGUUUCAGUUCGGCCUCUCACUCACUCUCCAGCUUGUUAAGCAUCUGGAGGGGGCCAAAUGUGAAUUGUGUUGAUAGUACUGGAUACACACCCUUGCAUCAUGCUGCUUUAAAUGGCCAUAGAGAUGUGGUUGAGACGCUGCUAAGGAACGAUGCAUUGACAAAUGUAGCAGACAGUAAGGGCUGUUACCCACUACAUCUAGCUGCCUGGAAAGGAGAUGCAGAGAUUGUAAAACUUCUUAUUCAUCAAGGGCCCUCACUAGCAAAAGUCAAUGAACAGAAUGCUCUUGAGAUCAAAGAACUCAAAAAGUUUGGCCCCUUUGAUCCUUAUAUGAAUGCGAAGAACAACGACAAUGAGACUGCUUUGCACUGUGCUGCUCAGUAUGGCCACACGGACGUAGUAAAGGUUCUUCUGGACGAGUUGACAGAUCCGACCAUGAGAAACAAUAAAUUUGAAACCCCCCUGGACCUGGCGGCUCUCUAUGGAAGGCUAGAGGUGGUGAAAUUAUUACUGAAUGCACAUCCCAACCUGCUAAGCUGCAACACAAAGAAACACACACCUUUGCACUUGGCAGCAAGGAAUGGUCACCGUGCUGUUGUACAGGUCCUGCUGGAUGCAGGAAUGGACAUCAAUUAUCAGGCAGAGAAGGGAAGUGCACUUCAUGAGGCUGCAUUGUUUGGCAAGAUGGACGUUGUGGAAGUACUGCUAGCAGCAGGGAUCGAUGUUGGUGUUAAGGAUAACAAGGGACACACUGCACUGGAUAUUGUGAAAGAUUUACCCUCUCAAAAGAGUCAGCAGAUAGCAGCCAUUAUUCAAGGGUAUACUGUGGAAAAACUGGAUAAAAAAGAAACUGAGAGGCUGCCACCUCCUCCACCCCCACCAGUACAAAUAAGUGUGGAAGCUGUCCUUCCGAAACCAAAAGGGUAUACUGUGGAAAAACUGGAUAAAAAAGAAACUGAGAGGCUGCCACCUCCUCCACCCCCACCAGCACAAAUAAGUGUGGAAACUGUCCUUCCGAAACCAAAAGAAAUGAUAGAGAGGGAAACUACAGAACACAGCAUAAAGUUUGAAAAUGAUCCAGAUGACGAGUGUCCAUAUGAAGCCUUGUACAAUGCAACUUCCUGCCAGUCGCUGGAAAGCUUGGUCAGUGCAAUAUCUUCUGACAGGGAUUCUGGCAAGAUGGAUAUUGAUCUAGGUGGGGCCAAGAGAGAACAGCAGCCACCACCUUCAAAGCCACCUCCUGAUGAAGGGACUGUUCAAGAACAGACUUAUGCAGUACCACAAAAGGUAAAGAGUGCUAUGCAGAGUCAUGAGAGCAUGGAUGAUGAGAAUCCUUAUGAGCUUCUGCUUACUGCUGAAACCAAGAAACCCGUCUCAGUAGAAGUCAUUACACAAACAGCUGAAGUUACUUCUGCAGUUCCAAGACCUGCUAGUAAUUGCCUGCCUCAGCAUAAAACAUCACCCUGCGUAGAUGCUCGUCGAUCAGUGAGAAGUCAAGAUUUGUCUGAGGUGCCUUCUGAGAUAUGUGUGCACCAGCCAAUGCAGUUGUUGCAUCCUUACCAGCAUGCUUAUAAGCCAGAUAAAGAUGUUGCAGGAAGAAGAGAUCAGAGUCUGCAUUUAACAGGUGGCAAAGACAUCAGUGUGCCUUCACAGUUUUCAGGACUACUACAUGGUUCUUCCCCAGUUUGUGAGAUCAAAGAAGAUCCUUUCCUACUUUCGACUGAAGCAAGUUCAUCAGAAGUAGAGAUGAAACCUGGUCAGAAGCAAGCGACUUCCAGCACACAGCCUCAGAACUCUGGCACUCGAAUCCCAGAAUCAACUUUUGGCUAUGCUGAACUGAAACCGAAGGUUAUUUAUAAAACCAGCCUUCACCCAGAUGUCAUUCAGGCAGGCACAGCAACAGAAAGCCGGUGCUUAAAUACUGGGACAGACAGCAGCUUAUUACGAGCAGAUAACACCAGCAAGCCUAAUCUUGAACUCAGGUUAGCACGUAGCUUGUCUAAAUCGGACACGGACCUCCUUAUGUGUUCCCCAAAUGAGGAGGAUGGCAUGGGAAGUCGUAGUGAGUCUAUGUCAGAGUGCAUUGCUGGAAAGAAACGGAUGGAAAAAUCUCCUUCUUUUGCUUCAGAAUGGGAUGAGAUUGAGAAAAUUAUGAGCUCCAUUGGUGCAGGAAUUGGAACCUCACAAGAAGACCAGCUACCAUCAGGUUCUCGGUUGCUGGAACAGAGUAUAGGAGAAUGGCUGGAGUCAAUUGGCCUGCAGCGUUAUGAAAGCAAGCUCCUCCUUAAUGGGUUUGAUGACGUGAGGUUUUUGGGUAGCAAUGUUAUGGAAGAGUCAGACCUGCAAGAGAUUGGAGUUACAGAUCAUCACCAUCGCAGAAAAAUUCUUCAGGCAGCCCGUUCCAUCCCUAAGGUUAAACCCUUGGGAUAUGAUGGAAACAGUCAUCCUUCUAUUCCCUGCUGGUUGGAAUCCUUAGGUCUGCAGGACUACAUUCAGUCCUUCCUCUCAAAUCGCUAUAACACCAUAGAUGCUGUAAAGAACCUGUGGGACCUGGAGAUAGUUAAUGUCUUGAAGGUGAACCUUCUGGGUCACAGGAAAAGAAUUAUCGCAUCAUUAGCUGAAAGACCUUAUGAGGAGCCACCACAGAAACCACCUAGAUUUUCACAGCUCCGGUGUCAAGAUCUUGUAUCACAGACAUCUUCACCAGCAAGUCAAGAUUCAUACACAGGAAGAUCUGCUGACCUCUUGAUUCUUUCAAAAAAUUCUGGGAGAAAACGUAAUGAAGUGAAUCGGGACCGUGCUUCCCAACCAAGAGCUGACAAGCACAAAGGACAGGGAGAGUCUCGUGAGCCGAAGAUAACCCUCCGACCACCAAGCCUUGCUGCACCAUAUGCACCUGUUCAGAACUGGCAGCACCAGCCUGAAAAGCUCAUUUUUGAGUCUUGCGCGUAUGAGGCCAAUUACCUAGGAUCUAUGCUUAUUAAGGACCUCAGAGGAACGGAAUCUACGCAAGAUGCCUGUGCGAAGAUGAAGAAAACCUCAGAGCAGCUGAAGAAAGUGCCAACUAUUAUUUUGUCCAUUACCUACAAGGGUGUGAAGUUUAUAGAUGCAACCAGUAAGAAUAUUAUUGCAGAACAUGAGAUUCGAAACAUAUCCUGUGCUGCCCAGGACCCAGAGGAUCUCUGCACAUUUGCAUAUAUUACAAAAGACCUGCAGACCAGCCAUCACUACUGCCAUGUGUUCAGCACAGUCGAUGUAAAUUUAACAUAUGAAAUAAUUUUAACACUGGGACAAGCAUUUGAAGUGGCCUACCAGCUGGCAUUGCAGGCACAAAGGUCCAAGGCUUCAUCUGUUCAUACAGGAGAGACUGGAGCUACCAAGUCUUCCAAGCCAGUGCCAAAACCAAGGAGCAGCAUGAGAAAAUCAGCAGUCUCGCUUCCUCCUGUUAAUCGAUGUUGUUACUGUCAGUCCUGUACAGCUCACCGUCCUUCCUAUCUACCACUUCACUCUGUCACUCAAGGAGUCAAGGUCUCUGUCUUGUUACCUGUGUACUGUUUGUUGAUGUCUUGUCUGUCACAAAGUACAAAUUAG